AUUUAGGAGAAGCUUGCAGUGAGCAGCUAGAGCGCCACAGUGAUUUGUAUAGCUGAAUAUUAAAAAAACUGGAAGCCAUCAUGGCUCUGACCAGUGCCUUCAAGGCUGUUACCAACACGCCUGGACUGAUCAUCUGGAGGAUUGAGAAAAUGGAUCUAGUAUUGGUGCCUCCAAAAGCUCAUGGCAGCUUCUAUGAAGGCGAUUGCUACGUUCUCCUCUCAACCCAUAAAUCAGGCAGCACCCUGUCCUAUGACAUCCACUACUGGAUCGGAAGAUGUUCCUCCCAAGACGAGCAGGGCUGUGCCGCCAUCUAUACCACCCAGCUGGACGACUACCUGGGUGGGAUCCCCGUGCAACACCGUGAGGUGCAGGGCUACGAGUCCGAGCUCUUCAAGGGCUACUUCAAGCAAGGCAUCAUCUACAAGAAAGGGGGUGUUGCGUCUGGACUGAACCAUGUGGAGACCAAUUUCUACAGUGUCAGGAGGCUGCUGCAUGUCAAGGGCAAAAGGAACGUCGUGGCCACAGAGGUGGAGAUGAGCUGGGACAGCUUUAACAAUGGCGAUGUGUUCUUGCUGGAUCUUGGCAAAGUCAUCGUACAGUGGAACGGGCCAGAGAGCAACAAGCAGGAACGCAUGAAGGCUAUGCUUCUCGCCAAAGAUAUCCGUGACCGAGAGCGUGGGGGCCGGGCUGAGAUCGGGGUGGUGGAGGGUGAUGAGGAAGACGCCAGUCCAGAUCUGGUGAAGGUGCUGGAGAGUGAGCUGGGCAAGAAGCCACACGGAAUCAGACCUCCCGUCUCCGACGAAGUGGUGGAUCAGCAGCAGAAGGCCAACAUCACACUCUAUCGUGUCUCAGACUCUGGAGGGAAAAUGCAGGUCACAGAAGAAGCCGGACGGCCCCUCAUGCAGGAAAUACUGAGGCACGACGACUGCUACAUUUUGGAUCAUGGUGGAAUGAAGGUCUACGUAUGGAAGGGGAAAGGAGCCAGCAAGGUGGAGAAGCAAACAGCGAUGUCUAAGGCCCUGGAAUUCCUUAAGAUGAAAGGCUACCCUUCCAGCACCAACUUGGAGACGGUGCAUGACGGAGCAGAGUCAGCCAUGUUCAAACAACUCUUCCGGAAAUGGACAGUUCAGGACCAGACAGCCGGGCUGGGAAAAGCCUACAACAUUGGCAAAGUCGCUAAGGUCAGCCAGGAGAAAUUUGAUGCCACCCUCUUGCACGCCCAGCCAGAGCUGGCAGCCCAGGAGAGGAUGGUGGAUGAUGGGGCAGGGAAAGUUGAGGUCUGGAGGGUAGAGAACCUGGAGCUGGUGCCAGUGGACCAGCGCUGGCAUGGAUUCUUCUAUGGUGGAGAUUGCUACUUAGUUCUGUACACCUAUGAGGUGAACAGGAAGCUCCGCUACAUCUUGUACAUCUGGCAGGGACGCCAUGCCACGGUGGAUGAGCUGGCGGCCUCAGCGUACCAAGCCGUGGAGGUGGAUGAGCAGUUCAACGGGGAGCCCGUGCAGGUCCGAGUGAGCAUGGGCAAGGAACCGCGCCACUUCUUGGCCAUCUUCAAAGGCAAGCUUGUCAUCUUUGAGGGUGGGACAUCCAGGAAAGGCAGCAGCGAAGUUGAACCACCAGUGAGGCUCUUCCAGAUCCGCGGAACAGAUAGCUCCAACACAAAGGCAGUGGAGGUGUCGGCGACUGCUGCGUCUCUCAAUUCCAAUGAUGUCUUCUUGCUAAAGACCCAGACAAGCCAUUACCUGUGGUAUGGCAAGGGCUCCAGUGGUGAUGAACGAGAAAUGGCCAAGGAGCUAGCUGCAACCAUCUGUGAUGGACUUCAGGAGACCGUGGCAGAGGGUCAAGAGCCAGCUGAGUUUUGGGAGCUGCUGGGAGGCAGUGCCCUGUAUGCCAGUGAGAAAAGGCUACAGCAGGAGGUCCCUGAUCACCUUCCCCGGCUGUUUGAAUGCUCCAACAAAACCGGCCGCUUCGUGGUCAUCGAGAUCACAAACUUUACCCAGGAUGAUCUCAGUGAAAGUGACGUGAUGCUGCUGGAUACAUGGGAUCAGAUUUUCUUAUGGAUUGGCCAAGAAGCCAACAUGGCAGAGAGGAAAGAGGCGUUGACAACGGCUCAGGAAUAUCUGCAGACGCACCCCAGCGGGAGGGAGACUGACACCCCCAUCCUGAUAAUCAAGCAAGGUUUUGAGCCCCCCAACUUCACAGGCUGGUUCCUGGCUUGGGAUCCAUACCGGUGGAGCGAAGGGAAGACUUACGACCAGCUGAAGAAGGAACUGAGAGAAGCCAACAGCCUUGUCAGGAUCACAGAUGAUCUGAAUGGUGGAUCCCUUGCCCUAAGACCUGGGUCCUUGAGCAGCAGCAACUACCCAACCUACUCUCUAGAAAUCCUGCUGUCCAGCCAGGAUGAGCUACCUGAAGAUGUGGAUCCUGCUAAGAAAGAGAACUUCCUGUCAGAACAAGAUUUCGUGAGAGUCUUUGGAAUCCCCAGGGGAGAGUUUGCUGCGCUGCCCACUUGGAAACAGCUGAACAUGAAGAAAGAUAAGGGGCUUUUCUGAAGAAGAAGAAGAAGAAGAAGAAGAAGAAGAAGAAGAAGAAGAAGAAGAAGAAGAAGAAGAAGAAGAAUGCAGUGUUUAUAAAGGUGGAAGAGGAUCCACCUAUAUUCACUUCUAAAUCUAUUUGGGGCAGGCCCCAAAUCCAGAAACAGCUUGGCCUAUGCCGGGAGCUGUAGUCUCACUUUCAACAGUAUAUAUCACACUUGUGCCUAAUUGCGCUCUGGAGGGUGGUUUCAUAUCUUUACUCAAGGCGGCUGCUGUCCAGCAAGUUUGUUAUUAUUUUCUUUCUCUUCACUCUCACAAGUCUACAAUGGAGUCGGGUGAAGAAGACGGAACUGCCAAAGCUCAGAAAAUACAGUGGGGACCAGCACGACUCUCUGUGCUCUUGGCUGAAGCCCUGCUGCAUAUGAAUAAGUAGCCACAGAGUGGCUCUUAGAGAGCCUAGCCAAAUGAAGGCUGCUUGAUGGGGCUGCUCGUUUUGUGAAUUGGGAACCAAAAGUGUAGACCUAUAUUACAAAUAUUAAAAUUGGCUUUGCUGUCA
This is a messenger RNA of Elgaria multicarinata webbii, 3087 nucleotides long. RefSeq names its product advillin (gene AVIL). NCBI's taxonomy places the organism in Eukaryota, Metazoa, Chordata, Lepidosauria, Squamata, Anguidae. Gene Ontology annotation, cellular component: cytoplasm; actin cytoskeleton. Gene Ontology annotation, biological process: cytoskeleton organization; barbed-end actin filament capping; actin polymerization or depolymerization. The record is from RefSeq and is a predicted model, not a curated record. The transcript has 20 exons. Gene Ontology annotation, molecular function: actin filament binding; phosphatidylinositol-4,5-bisphosphate binding. Bases 81 to 2549 code for a protein of 822 amino acids.